GCGUCCCAGGCGGGGCUAUAAAUGCUGUGGCCUGACGCCGGCUUGCCUUUCGCCCUGCCCAUCCUCAGCUGUUUCGUUUGAGCUGUCGGCUCGCAGGCAUCCCCCAUGGCGUCUCCCCUGGAGCAGGCACUGGCUGUGAUGGUCUCCACCUUCCACAAGUACUCGGGCAAGGAGGGGGACAAGUACAAGCUCAGCAAGCAGGAGCUCAGGGAGAUGCUCCUGAAGGAGCUGCCCACCUUCAGCAGACAAACCAGCGAGGCCAGCUUACAGCAGCUCAUGGGCCACCUGGACAGCAACAGCGACAGCGAGGUGGAUUUCCAGGAGUACGUGACCUUCCUGGCCUGCAUGGCCAUGAUGUGCAACGACUUCUUCCAGGACUGCCCCAACAAGAUGCCGCACAAGAAGUGAGCAGGGGUCCCGGCCUCAGGCUGCGUUGCUGCCCCCAUGACCCUCCUGCUGUAUUCCUGAUGCUUUUUCAAUAAAUUUUUUCUUUAACAAAA
Messenger RNA from Phalacrocorax carbo (great cormorant), 500 nucleotides. NCBI's taxonomy places the organism in Eukaryota, Metazoa, Chordata, Aves, Suliformes, Phalacrocoracidae. The record is from RefSeq and is a predicted model, not a curated record.